This is a messenger RNA of Saxophila tyrrhenica, 729 nucleotides long. RefSeq lists its product as uncharacterized. The transcript has 2 exons. The record is from RefSeq and is a predicted model, not a curated record. Bases 1 to 729 code for a protein of 242 amino acids. Lineage: Eukaryota; Fungi; Ascomycota; Dothideomycetes; Mycosphaerellales; Extremaceae.
AUGGCAGGAAAUCAAGACCAGCGAGUCCAAAUCGAGGUGAAGGGCGAGGUCGAAGUACUGCUCCCUGCUGAGCGUGCCGUUCUCGCAGUCGAGGUUCGCUACGAGUCCGAGGACAAGGACAAAACCAGUCAAGCAGUCAUCUCCUCCGCCAAAGAGGUCGAAACUGUGCUUCGCUCCAUCUCAACACGCACUGGAGACAAAGCACCAACGGCUGACUACUGGUCCCGCACCUCGCUCUCGGAAAGCAGCUACCAAAACUAUGACAGCGAGAAGAGAGUCCACCUCGCUCGCGAAUACACCGCCAAGAUCGAUUACUCCGUCUCCAUCCAGAACUUCUCCCGUCUCGGCCCCGUGAUCCACGACCUCACCGCCAUCGCCCACGUCAGCAGCCAAGGCGUCUCCUGGGUCCUGACCACCACGACAAUGGAAGCACAGCACAGCAAACUCCGUACCAUGGCCGCUAAAAAUGCCAUGGUUAAAGCGAACGACUACGCUGAAGCUCUUGGUUUCAAGAAAGUCACGGCUGUGGAGAUGAGGGAGGCGACGCAUUAUGUGAGGAGUUCGAAUAGAAAGGGCGGCGGUGGGUUGAUUCCGGCGGACCCGAUGGAUACGAGUGCGAGGAACAUGAUGGAAUUGGAUUGGGAGGAUGUGGGCGUGGAGGCGUUUCAGUAUACGCCGGAGGAGGUGAAGAUGAGUCAGAGUGUCAAUGGGAAGUUCGCGGCGGAGUAA